AAUUUAUUUGUUUGAUAUAAAGUAUCUUGAAUGGUUUGUUGGUUGUUGUUGGUUGUUUUUGAUUUGUUUUGUUUUUUUUUUAACCCAUGUAACAGAAAAGUAGAGUAAGAGACUUUUUUUUUUUUCUUAACCAUAUCCAUUAACUACUUUAUACAGCACCUCAGCAACUUUGUUGGAUAGUGAUGCAAGCUUCAAACUGCCACACAGAAAUGCUGGGCUCUAACCCCUCUCUGAUACCAAACUGAUGAACGGCCUCACAAAGAUCAUUUGAUGGCCUCCAUAUCCCCCUCACUGCAAAGUGGUUAUGUCAGCCUGUGUGAUCCCUGGUGAAAACACAACCCUGCUAUCUAUGCAUUGUAUUGCACUUGCUCCUGUGCUGACUGGAAAAUUCCACAGAAAGUUGCUUAUAAGCAUGUUCCCAAAGUCUAUCCAUUAGAGGAUAAGCACUUUCCCAAACAACUUUUGUAGUACUCUUUACAAUGGUACAUUGAUGGGAUUAUUGAAAGUAUAUUUUUUUUCCCCAAAAGAGAGAUACUGAAACCAGAAAAAGAAAUCAUAAGAUUAAAAUUGAAACUGUGAAGAAGAUCAAAACAAGGGGAAAGUUGAAGUACACACCAGCAAAGACCAGCAUUAGAUUUUUAUUGCGACUUUGUCCUGUACGGACAUCAUCUUCUGCUAAUCUCUUGCAAACAUUCACUAGAAACAUCUCUAACUACUCGCUUUGGAAGGCAAGCCAAAAUAUUAAUGCAGUAAAUUCUUAGAGGCAAUGAAUGCUAGUCACUGUUGGUUUAUGGUUUUGUUAGGGUUUUUUUCCUUUUUUCUUUUUCUAAGUCUUUCCUAAUCCUCCAGGUGUCAUAUCUUACUCUUUCCAUUUUCUCUUCACCCAUGACAUUCUGCACUGGAAAACCUACCAGCAUUUAUUAGAUCAUUAAACAUCACAGUCCCACUAGCAUCCUCAAAAGCAUAGCUCAGUUGUUAUUGUGUAUAUGCUACAUGUUUGCUUGCAGACACACAAAUGUUCUCUGUUAUUUGCAUCAUUGCACAACUAACGACAUUCUCCAAGACAUACCUCUUUUUCUUGCACGUGAAACCUGGAUAGCUUACAUAUGUCCCAAGUUCAGCAAUCUUAGAAACCUCUCUCUCUCUCUCUCAUAUGCUUCUAUGAAGAGCUCAGGUAUUUGACUUGCACAGUUCAGGAAACAUAGUGGCAGGAUAUAUAUGGCUAAAGUGUAGCAAAACUAACUUCUUUUAAAGCUCUGAGCCCAAGAAACGUGUUCUAAUUCACUCUUAAAUUACAGGACCUGAUGGUAGGAUUAUUAUUUACUGUAGGUUCAUUUCAGUUAAACAUAUUUAAGCCAGGAAAAUAAAGUGAUGGUGCAAGUGAGAAGCUUUAUGGCCAUUUCACAUCAUAUAACAUAAACAUUUGUGCAUAUACACAUUACUGUACACUGUUGUGCAAACACAGCAGAAAACUCAAGCCCCUCCCUCUUUUCCUGUACUAGAACCCUAUCAGUUCCUAUAGAUCACAGAAUGGUUUGAGUUGAAAGAGAUCUAGAAAUAAUCAUCUAGUUUCAACACCCCUGCCAUGAGCAGGGACAACUCCCGACAUCUCCCACCAGAGCAGGUUGCUCAAAGUUCCAUCCAACCUGGCCUUGAAUGCUCCCAGGCCAGGGAUCUCCACAACCUACCUAGGCACACUAUUCUGGUAUCUACAUCCUCACAGUAAAGAAUUUCUUCCUUAUAUCUAACCUAAAUCUCUUUUAGUUUAAAACCAUGCCUCUUGUCCUAUCACUACGCACCCUGGUAAAGAAUCUUUCUCCACCUCUCUUGUAGGCCAUUUUUAAGAUUUGGAAGGCUGCAAUAAGAUUUUCCUAAAGCCUUCUCUUUUCUAGGCUAAAUAAUCCCAACUCUCUCAGCCCUCUGAUCAUUUCAGUGGCCUUCCUCUGGACCCAUUCCCAUAGGUCUGUGUCUCUCUUACGCUGGACUACCCAAAGCUGAAGGCAAUGCUCCAGAUGAGGUCUCACAAGAGUGGAACAGAAGGGAAGAAUCACCUCCCUAGAGACAUAGGUCACACUUCUUUUGAUAUAGCCCAGGGUAUGAUUGACUUUCUAGGCUGCAAAAUUUGAAUUUCAUUUCAAGUGACACAAGGUGAUGCUAAACCAAGUCCUGUACCUCAGCCCAAUGAAAUGAGGGAAGUAUGUCUUCCAGCACCAUUAGUUUGCAAAGGGUUAACAUGCUCUUGUCUUAGCAAGAAAUUUCCAAGUCAAAAUCCUCUGGAGUUUUAUACUACAGAAGGGCACGUCUCCAACACGUAUGUUCAUAGAAGGAUCUAUUUAUUUAUAAUUAUUAUUAAUUAAAGAACAAGAAAGGUUGAAAGCUUUUGUAAUCUGUGUCUCAGUAUCUCGUUUUAAAUGCAGAGGGCAACCUAUCUGAUGCAAUAGAACAACAUGUUGCACUGUCUCAGGACACUCAGCUCUUAAGCUUACAAUCUGUCCUCUGGUCAUUGCCUUUUUCUGACAGAGUACGAAAUAACACAGAGUAUGAAACACAAGCAAAAAGUCUCUACAUUAACUGAGAUGCACAUUUUCUUGUCACGUAUAUUCCCAGUUCAGUACUGAACAUGUUAACCUUCUAUUCAUCAUCUAUCAUUGUAUUUGCAGGUUGCACUUGCAUAGGAGUUUUAAUAUUUCUUUUUGUACCUCUGCAAAGCACUACGGAAGCUGAGAUCCCUGUAGGAAAAGCUGUUCUUUCAGCUAGUUUAAUAACUUGAUGGUGGAUUUUUCUGUUUUCCUAGAACAUUUAACACCAGCUCUACAUAAAUUAAAUGAAGCAGUGACAUUAGACAAGCUGACAUGAUGUACAAGCUUAAAGGAACAAUGUUCUCAAUUAACUUGCCUUACAUUUUUCUAGCCCUGAAAAUAACAAACAUUGACUGGCACUCUAAGCUAAAUAAAGCUGCACACCACACAUCCGAUUACAACAGCACGCAAAUGAUCUUGAGGAGAGGACAGGCUUUCACCAUCACCCUAAACUUCCAAAGAACAGUGCAACCCGAGGACAACUUCACAUUUAUUGCAAGCACAGGACCAUCUCCAGCAGAAUCACAGCAGACGAAGGCCAUAUUUAACCUUUCUGAGGAUGCUACGAAUGGUUGGAGUGCAAGCCAAGGGCACUGCAAGCCUGGCCGCAUGAAUUUCACAAUUGUCAGCCCUGCCAAUGCCAUCAUUGGACGAUACAAACUCAAACUUCAGAUUGUUUCUGGCAACAAGACCUCUUCAGCACUCCUGGGCCAGUUUGUGUUGCUCUUCAAUCCCUGGUGUCCAAAUGAUGAUGUCUAUAUGGCCAAUGAAAAGGAGCGCCAGGAGUAUGUUCUGAAUGACAGCGGAAUCAUAUUUCAGGGAAAGGAAAAAUAUAUUCAGCAAGAAGCUUGGAAUUAUGGACAGUUUGAAGAAGAUAUCCUUGAUAUCUCUUUGUCUAUACUGGAUCGAAGCCUGAACCACCGCCAAGAUCCAUCCACUGAUGUAUCCAACAGGAACGAUCCCAUCUAUGUGUGCAGGGUUAUUAGUGCUAUGGUUAACAGCAAUGAUGAAAAGGGAGUAGUGGAAGGGAAGUGGAAUGGAAACUACUGCUCAGGAACCAACCCCCUGCACUGGAGUGGAAGCGUAACCAUCCUUCGAAAGUGGUACAGAGGGAGAUACAAACCCAUCCGGUAUGGCCAGUGCUGGGUCUUUGCAGGAGUUAUGUGCACAGUUCUGAGAUCGCUGGGAAUACCUACCCGUGUUAUUACGAACUUUAACUCUGCCCAUGAUAGUAAUAUCAACCUGAGUAUUGAUAAAUACAUCGAUGAUUCUGGAAAGACCUUGCACUUGACUGAAGACAGUGUGUGGAAUUUCCAUGUCUGGAAUGAAAGCUGGAUGACUAGAAGAGAUCUUGGAUCUUUUUAUGAUGGAUGGCAGGUUUUGGAUGCAACACCCCAGGAAAAAAGCAAAGGCAUCUAUCGGUGUGGCCCAGCUUCCACCAGAGCCAUUAAGGAAGGAGAUGUGAACCUGGAUUAUGACAGUUCAUUUGUGUUCGCAGCAGUGAAUGCUGACUGUGUUACUUGGAUUCAGCACAGCAACAAAAGAAAAGAGAGAAUUUACUCCAAUACUAGGAAGAUUGGAAGAUUUAUUAGCACCAAAGCAGUGGGCACCAACACCCGAGUGGAUGUCACUGAUAAUUACAAAUAUCCCGAAGGAUCCCCCAAAGAAAGGCAGGUGUACAAAAAGGCACUGAAGCUGCUGGGUGUGAGAAGCACUGGAAGAAGAAAAAAAGUUACAAAACCUAGGAGACGACUGCCAGUAGCACGGAGACAAAAUAUGACAGUGACCACACGAAAACCCACUAUCUCAGGGAAGCUGAAGCUGGAUGCAGCUCCUACAAUAGGCCAGGAUAUCCUCCUCACCUUGGCACUGAGGAAUUUGACUGCAGAUCUCAAGACCAUAAAGGUUAAACUGAGGGCUUCAGCUGUUUUCUACACAAGAAAACCAAAGGCAGAUAUCUUGCAGUGGUCUAGGUCUGUUCAACUUGGAUCUGAAGAAGUGAAAGAGAUCUCAUUCAAGAUCUCCUACUCCCAGUACAAAAAUGCUCUGAUGGAUGACAGGAAGAUCCUAGUGACUGCUGUGUGUGAAGCCAGACAGGGAGCGUCAUUUCUAGUGGAGAAGGAUAUUGUACUUCAGGAUCCUUUUCUCACCAUCCAGGUCCUUGGUCCAGCAGUGGUACACAAGGCCACUAAUGUGCAGGUCACAUUUACCAACCCCCUGUCUGAAGUGGUGACAGACUGUGUGCUGAGAGCAGAAGGUAGCGGCCUGCUCAAAGAGCAACUCAAAAUCAAGUAUGUAAAUGGUGUUUGGUUAACAACUCGUUCACUUUGGUGGGAAAUCCAGAAUACGAGUGGAAUUUUUAAAAAGAUUCUGUCAACUUACAACCAUAUCCUGUCUUUUAGCGUGGCAAGAAUGGCCCCCAUGGAGACCUCAACAGCUGAGUUUGAAAUCAUUCCCUACAAGAGCGGCAUCAGGCAGCUUCAGGUGGACUUGGCUUGCAUCCAUUUUUCAAACAUCAAGGGAUUUGUAAUGCUUGAUGUGGCUCCUGCCCAGUGAUACGACCUUUACAUCAGCUCAGUUUUGUCUUGGUUUAUGAGACUGGCGCAGAGUUCAAACAUUAUUAUGACUAGGAACAUAGAAACGCAGAUUACUUGGCCAAAGCAACUGAUGAAAUAUGAACUGAAAUCAACAGAAAGGUACUAUACACUUUACUGCUCUUAGUUUUGCAAAGUAGCUCAGAAAAAAAGUUUCAGACAAAGCCAAAACUGAUACCCAUACUACUUUGUUGAUAGCAAUGACGUACUUUCUGUCCGCACCUUCCUAAUUUAAGGACUGCCAAAAGCUUUCAGGACUUAUAUGCAUAUAACUCUGGCCUGACUGCUGUGUUCCAUUGCUUUUUUAAAUACAAAUGACAGCAAGACAAAGGUGCCAAUCUGGAAGAUGUGCUGCAGGAAAAACUGACCAAGUUAUUCUCUACUGGCCCAGUGGGAAUGACCCUAAAAUGCAUCCUCUUCAUAAGGAAUGGCAGCGGUUCCCUUGUAGUAUUUACUAUUUUAGGCUUUUCUAAGCCUCAACAUGAGCAAUUUCCUGAAAAUAAAAAUUCAUGUGUGUAGAGAUCCAUUUUAGAUGCUCUCUGGCUUUGUAACAUCGCCUGCUUCUAGUCCGAAUCUAUUCCACACUGUAGUAGUCAUCAGAAACUAUAAUCAGCACAGGCAAACAGUCAGCACAUUGGACCUAAUUCUUUUGGAACAAUGCACUUUGAUUAAAUUGGAGUAUGGGGGCUUGGGUGUUUUUAGUGUACUCCAGUUCAGCAACUUCUCCCCGCACGACCUGAAGAAUUGGCUGAACUUGUCGAUGAGACCACCUGAGAAAAAGGAGCCCACUACAAUCAGUGUUGUUUUGCACUGGCAUGACUUUGAGGGCUGCUAAGUGCCCAAACCUGCUGCUACAUGCUUCACUCAGUCCUUCAUCUGUAUCUUACAAAACCUUUGCAUCCGCCCUCCCCGCUUAUGACAGAGGAACCUCCACCUGCUGCUUUACACACACAUAUCACCAAGCAGACAGGAGAAAAGCAAGACUGAUUUUUGUGUUUGCAAAGGCAGAUAUUGUGCAACACUUCCAGAAGUGCACGGGAAGCAGGCUGGUUGAAAAGGCUCAGGACAGUGUAUGAGGACUAUGUGUGAGAAUUCUCAUUCAGCUGUUGUGCAUCCUCUUCCCACAAAGCUGCUAAAAGUAGGUCACCAUCCUCUGUGGGAAAGGCAUUGUGACACCCAUAUCCCAAUCCCAGCAACGUAUCAAUAUAUUCCUUGCAGUUAAGAAACCAAAAUAGCAAAGAUAUGAAUUUUUCCUAAGAUACAAUUUGCCUAUUUCCUCCUAGCAACACCUGGCAUGAGGGAUGUCUAGGAACAGAGUCUCAGCUUCCCCAAAAAUAAUGUUUCACAGCCACAAACUGAUUCUGUGACAGAUUAAACUGAGGUCUCAUUCAAAUUUCUUUGAUUUGAAGCCAACACAAUCUUCAAAACACGUGAAUUUCUGUUUUAUUACAUCAAUUAUACUAUUCUGCUACCCACAUAUAUACUUCCAAGGGUCCCCAAAGCUAGUCAAAACCAGUCAGUCCAGCGAGACUGGAACAAAGACUGAAAAGGUCACACACACACAUAUGGAUGCAGGAAUUUGGAUUUCUCCAGGCAAAGCAGUGGGGGAAUGAGUAGCUUUGCACCUAUCAAUUAAGUCUUACAGAAUCUUGGAAACUCCGGGUAUACAAUCCUCUAUUCACCUCAGGAGGGGCCUUGAGGUGGUGAUUAUAUUCACAACGUCUCAUUCAGUCUUGCAGGAACGCAGACUGACAUUACACUCGACACGCAGUACAGCUAAGCCAUUUAAAUUCCUUCACUAUUCGUCCUUAAAUACAGCCCAGGAAAUGAUCUAACCCAGUGUUUGUCACAAGAGCUUGGCAUCACCUCGUCCUAAUUAACUAUUUGUAAAGGAAGCCUGCUGUUCAAAGGGAAAUCAGCAGGAGCCCUUGUGCAAAGUCCUUCGCUUUGCAACACGAGGGGUUGCUGGGUUUUCGGGGUGUCAGCAUUAACUGCCCUCAGCAACCACACCCAGCUCAGCUUCAGUGCUAAAAUGCAGAUUUAUCUGUCCAGCGAUGUACAAGAAAUACACAUUCCUCUUGUGUUAGACAACUGGUCAAUUAAGCUAAACAUUUUUCUCUCUAAUAAUUAUUAAGCGCCCGAAGAAAGAUUUAAACACUUUGACCAAACCUACAAUCUUUAUACAGCCCUUAGUCAGAAGUCAGUAGGAGUUAGCAGAGUAACACACAGCUAAUUAUCAGCAUUUUGCUUUAUAAAUACGCCAUUUAAACCUGAAUAUGCACAAGAGGCUGGCCCAGCCCUCAUUCCACUCUGAUUAAUCCAAUAAGUAAUAAUAAUGAUGUAAGCACUAGCUGAAAUCAAACAUUCAUACUAUGAGUUUGGCUUGAAAGGUCUCAAAGACAGUAAACGCUUCUCCCAAAAACUGUUUUCUUGAUAUAAUUUUCUCAGGUCUUGAUUCAAACAGUCAAUUAAAUAACUACCCUUCUAACAAUUUAUUUAUCUUUAAAUCUGAGACAGCCCAAGUUGGUUGUUUCAAAUUACUCUGUUGCUUUGGCUCUCACUAAAGCUGCACUGCUUUAACAUAUCUAUCACACACCUACUCAAUGUGGACAACACCGCUCACUAUUAAAGGCAAUAAAACAGAAAUCACAACCAUGACUAAAAUUCAAAUCUAAUACAUGGAUGUGCCAUGCCACGUCAGAGGUAGACCGAGCUGUAUGCAUAUUUUAAUCACUACAUUCAGAAAGAGAUCUAAUCAUUAACAAUGCUAACGUAAUACUUCAAGGUUCUAUUUGUAAAGGUAAUAAAGACGAUAAAGAACUUUAUGGAUUCGUGUUUGGACCUGUAAACACCAAAAAUUCCCAACCCUAUAAAGAUAAUAACACAGCAGCAACCAGGCAGGAGGGAUACUUCCAAGGAUCCAUACUUCCAAGGAUUCUAUGGACCACUUUUAGAUUUCUGGCAGCAUGUCAGGGAUAUAAUGGACACACAACUGCCAGAACACAUGCCUGAACGAAGUCCUUCAGAAGAAGCAGUGCUUUUGCAGUACAAAAUCUGCUCAUGACAUAAAGCCAUUUAAAUCACUCGGGACCAAAAAGCUAUGAGGAACAUUGGAGAGUUGUAAACAAGACAAAAAGCAGACGACAAUAUAACAACCACUGAAAUUCAGCACAGUUGGAAAGCAGUUUUUAGUCACUCAUCGUGCAGAGUGUUACAUCAACAGUAUCAAGUGCAGAAAGAGAUCCCAGCAUAAACAGGCGACUCAACCGAGAUUACAGCACCUCGUGUUUCUAUGAUUUCCACUAAUGACAUGUUAGAUUGCAAAGCAGACAGGAGGGGAGUACUACAAAGAAUAUUGUUAACAAGAGCUCCAAGUGAAAUUAGUACAAGAUAAUGCUUUGCUUGCAGGGGUGGGGCUCACACACGUCCUUCUCAGGCGUCUGGUGUUACGUAUG
Molecule: messenger RNA, 8628 nt
Organism: Numida meleagris (helmeted guineafowl)
Lineage: Eukaryota; Metazoa; Chordata; Aves; Galliformes; Numididae
Product: protein-glutamine gamma-glutamyltransferase 6-like
Exons: 12
Coding region: 2853-5135 (760 amino acids)
Biological process (GO): peptide cross-linking
Molecular function (GO): protein-glutamine gamma-glutamyltransferase activity
Source: RefSeq, a predicted model, not a curated record